AUGGAAGUUGACCCCAUCUCCGCCUAUUACGACUCUGACACAGGGGAACACGAAGAGAGGAGAAGAAGGGAACAAAAGAGACGGGAGGGAGGAGAUGAACUAGAAAGAACGCCGUUAGCGGAGACCAAUCCCCAGGAAAUCGCGAGGGAAGAAAUAGAUCUGAAUGAAACAGCCAGGAAGCAAGGCCUCAUUAAUGAUGAGGAAUUUGAAGCGCUUUUAAGCGAAGUGACUAGGAUGGAUGAUGACACUGCCACGAUGGCUGAGGGUAUGGACCUCGCAUCGGGGGCAGUAGGAAAGAGUGAGGAAACCAGAACAGAGGCGGGGGGAAGUGAUGCGCAGAUUGAGGAAGAGGAAACAGCAGCAAGAACAGAGGUACCGGUACCAGCGGCACCGCCAGUGUUAAAACCGAAGGCCGUCAAGCAGAAGUUAGUGUUGAAGAACGACCCCAAGGCAGUACGACCAAAACCGAAGAGAGUAUCGCAGAGACGCCUAGGAAAAUGGGCAUCUAGCAAGGCGAGGGCAAACACAACAAAAGAUCCAGUGGUGAUUUUAAGCGAAGAAGAACAGAGCACUUCCACAAAACCUGGGGAGGAGUCCUUAUCUGCUACUGACUUGCAGCAUACUGCUAUGGAAACCGAAGUGGUCUCCCCAAUGCCGAGUGACAAGGGAGAUGAGAUUGAGCAGGUGGCUGAGGGUCUGGACCUCGCACCUCAGUCAGUAGGUCAUGUCGAGCAAAGAGACGACCGUACACGUAUCCGCGUAGAGACCCGCCCUACUGCCGAGGACCAGCCUUCAACACAAGCUGGAAAGAAACCGGAAGACAAGCCUAAUAGUGACGAGGACCAGCCUUCAACACAAGCUGGAAAGAAAUCGGAAGACAAGCCUGAUAGUGACGAGGACAGGUACCAAGAGGAGAGGAAACGAAAGGGGAAAGCCCCUGUCAAGAGAAAGCCAAGCACCAAGAGACAGCGCACAAGCAACAUAGGCUCGUUAUCACAGAUCCAGCUCAGAGAACCACACCGCACCACCAGGAAGCAAGCGACAGUGACUAUGCCGUUAGUGAAGAGUCUGACUCCGACAGUAACAUUUCCUUGGAGGAUGAGGAGUGCAGAGAACAACAGCUCCCGCACAAUCACCAGGAGCUAUUACAUCCCCCAUCAGAGAGAUUGA
Salvia splendens (bonfire salvia) is the source of this 1170-nucleotide messenger RNA. RefSeq lists its product as uncharacterized. NCBI's taxonomy places the organism in Eukaryota, Viridiplantae, Streptophyta, Magnoliopsida, Lamiales, Lamiaceae. The transcript has 2 exons. The record is from RefSeq and is a predicted model, not a curated record. Bases 1 to 1170 code for a protein of 389 amino acids.